This is a messenger RNA of Pimephales promelas (fathead minnow), 728 nucleotides long. RefSeq lists its product as uncharacterized. Lineage: Eukaryota; Metazoa; Chordata; Actinopteri; Cypriniformes; Leuciscidae. The record is from RefSeq and is a predicted model, not a curated record.
UUAGAGGGCGCUGUCAUUUACGUGGUGAUGUCUAUUUCAGCUGUAGGAACUUAGCGAUGCAGUUUGCUAAUUCGCUUAUAAAAACAUUUUUUUAAUCCAUGUUAUAAAUAAACGUGUUUUAAAGCUUUUAAACGAGAAACACGAGUUAUUUUCGCUCGUGUCAGUGGCGGGAAGUCUCUCUGAGGAUGUUUCUUCCAGUCAUGUUUCGCGCCGCGCGGUGUGUUGAUGUUGUUGUUGUUGUGUCGCUGUUGUUGUGUGCGAGGGCUCGGUUCGGUCUCGGGUGUUCGGGACUGAUGCUGUGCCGGUCCUGCGGGCACGAGGUGGCGGAAGACACGGAUCUGAGGUACGAGCCCAGUCGCCUGGCUCUGUCACACCGGAACGACACGGUGAUCGCAGGGAAGCGCGUCUCGGUUCAGCUCUUCGAGAAUCCGCAAGGCUUCCAGUUUGAAGUCGUGACUUUUAAGCGAGCAGAUGUUCUGAAGCACUGGCCGGCGGACAGCCACUUCUCCUGGUUCCCCGGUCACUCGUGGACCGUCGCCUCCUGCCCGCGGUGCAAAACACACCUAGGUUGGGCGUUUCAGCCCAGCGACUGGCCCAGGACGGUGAACCGAGAAGAGUUCGACGCGUCGGACCAGACGUUUGUGGCGCUCAUAAUCGACAGACUUCUGCAGGAACACUUCGCAUCGACACUGCUGAUGACACCCAAAUCUUUCGAAGUUGACCAUUAG